Messenger RNA from Erinaceus europaeus (western European hedgehog), 4201 nucleotides. It is a transcript of the gene PUS10, whose product is annotated as pseudouridine synthase 10. Lineage: Eukaryota; Metazoa; Chordata; Mammalia; Eulipotyphla; Erinaceidae. Bases 1928 to 2839 code for a protein of 303 amino acids. The record is from RefSeq and is a predicted model, not a curated record. Gene Ontology annotation, biological process: tRNA pseudouridine synthesis. Gene Ontology annotation, molecular function: pseudouridine synthase activity; RNA binding. The transcript has 13 exons.
UUAUUCUGUAAUCUUGCUUCCUUAAAUGGCAGGGUUUGGGUUAUCCCCCCCGUCACCAAAAAAAAAAAAAAAUUCUCUUUAAGUAAUUCAGAGAGUACUUUUUAAGCUCUACUACAAAUGGUAAUUUCUAGUAAUAUUAAAUUUAAGUUUACAUUUUUCUUUCAUUCUUUUUUAAAGACUUCUUUGGGAUCCAAUGCACUCAUGUGUUUAACAAGUACAGUGCACCUAAAUUGACUUAAAAAGGUUAGAAAUAAAUCUAUGCCUUUAAUAUAUUUAAAGUACUGUUGAAGAGACAGUUGCUGAUACAAAGCAAUAAAUAACUAGAAGUGGGUUUAGAGUGAACCUAUGCUAUUUAAUUUUGGUAAUCUGAUUAAUCUAACAUAUUCAGACAGAAUCUAUUCAGCUACAGUGAGCAUGGGCUCAUUUUAAUUUAUCUUGUUGCUUUCCAAAUAUCUCUUUGAAUUUAGGCAGGGACUGCCUUUGAAACUAGAACACUUAGUCAUUGCUUCUAUUCCAAACAGAAUUUACCUUAAUCUCUGGAUUGGAUUGCAUUAAAUUUCACGGAAGAGCUCAACAGGUUUCUCAGUAAGGAAACGGUAUAUUCCUAUAGCUCAUCUUUAAUUAGAUUUUGAUAGUAUGGCCUCAUUGCUUCAUUGUUUUGUCUGAAAGAAAUUCCAUAAAUAGUCAGUAUAUCCCUACUUAAGUAAAUUUACAAAGCCAUUUUCCAAAACUAAACAGGCAAGAUUCUUUCCUCCCCCCCAUUCUGAAUUACAUAGUUCUGUUUCCCUAUUACUAAGAAUAAGUUCUGUCAUUUAAACUGAACACUGAGAAAAAAAAAAAAACACUUCACGCAUAGUAUGCAGAGGAAAUGAGGUAAUGAAAGUACUUUGGAAAUUAGAGAAGUCAUUGAUGUAAAAUAUUUUUUACCUCAAAUUUCAGUUUUUGAAGUAUAAUUUUUACAUGUCAAUUCAGUGAGAAUAGAAAACAAAAGAUGCAGUAAUCCAGUAGAUUCAAGAUAAGUGAUGUCUUCUUGAAUAAAAGGAAUAUACUUUAAUUUUGUAGAGUACAGAUAAAAGAUUAGCUAUUGUGAUUCUAGAGUUGCUAGUAAAAUUGCUGAUUAUCUAGUGCAGUCAGUAAAGACCUGAAUAAAUACAGAAAUCAAUAAAAAUAAGAAAUCAUGACGUAACGUCUAUUUUUCAGUAGUUUUAAAAAAAAAUUUUAAAUAUUUAUUUAUUUUCCCUUUUGUUGCCCUUUUAUUAUUGUUGUUGUUAUUUAUGUCAUUAGAUAAACAGAGAGAAAUAGAGAGAGGAGGGGAAGACAGAAGGAGAGAAAAAGACACCUGUAUACCCACUUCACCGAUUGUGAAGUGACUCUCCUGUAGAUGGGGAGCGGGGGCUAGAACUGGGAUCCUUACUCUGGUCCUUGCACUUUGCACCAUGUGCACUUAACCCACUGCACUACCACCCGACUCACUUCAGUAAAGUUUUUUAUAGUCCAUGAAAAUAGAUGUGUCUCAGGUUGAAGAGAUAGUUAUGUUUACUAUUUCACGAAUGUAUGCAUUUAUGAUUAUAUUUAUUAAAAUAGAAGCACUCAGCGCUUGAUUUGUAGAAUGUGGUAACUGGUGCCACAUUUAACAGAAUAGUGUUAUGACUUCUCGCACUUUCUCUGUGUCUCAUGUGAAACUCUACAUCUCAUAUGGAAAUUAAAAAAAAAAAAUUCUUUAAAAAGGAGUCCGGCGGUAGCACAGCAGGUUAAGCGCAUGUGGUGUGAAGCGCAAGGACCAGCUUAAGGAUCCCAGUUCCAGCUCCCAGCUCCCCAACUGCAAGGGAGUCUCUUCACAGGCAGUGAAGCAGGUCUGCAGAGUUUGUUUGAAGUGAGUGUGGUCUUUGCUCACCCAGAAACUGCUGAGGAUUGCCACUUCCUACGUAUGAUAUGCCCAGAUUGUUUUAAGCCAGCCAAAAACAAACAGUCAGUAUUCACUAGAAUGGCAGUUGUGAAAGCUCUGAACAAGAUAAAAGAAGAAGAUUUCUGCAAGCAAUUUCCUUGUCCUCCAAGCUCACCAAAGGUUGUAUGCACUGUUCACGAAAUUGAAUGUGCCCAUGGUGCUGUCUUUGUGGCUGGUAGAUAUAAUAAAUACUCCAGGAAUCUACCACAAACUCCUUGGAUAAUUGAUGGAGAAAGGAAGCUGGAAUCUUCAGUAGAAGAAUUAAUUUCAGGCCAUCUUUUGACAGUAUUCAAAGCAGAGAGUUUUAAUUUUUCAUCCUCUGGAAGAGAAGAUGUAGAUGUGCGAACACUGGGAAAUGGAAGGCCCUUUGCAAUUGAGCUGGUGAAUCCUCAUAGAGUACAUUUCACUUCACAAGAAAUUAAGGAGCUUCAGCAGAAAAUUAAUAAUUCAUCUAACAAAAUCCAAGUCCGUGACCUGCAGCUUGUUACAAGAGAGGCAAUAGGACAUAUGAAAGAAGGUGAAGAAGAAAAGACCAAAACUUACAGUGCCUUAAUAUGGACAAAUAAAGCACUACAGAAGGAAGACAUUGAAUUUUUAAAUGAUAUAAAGGACCUAAAGAUUGACCAAAAAACCCCUCUGCGGGUCCUUCACCGGAGGCCCUUGGCUGUGAGAGCUCGAGUCAUUCACUCCAUGGAAACAUGCUAUGUGGAUGAGCAUCAUUUCCGCCUCUUUCUCAAGACUCAAGCUGGAACCUACAUUAAAGAAUUUGUACAUGGAGACUUUGGAAGAACCAAGCCAAACAUUGGCUCUUUGAUGAAUGUGACUGCAGAUAUUCUUGAGCUGGAUGUUGAGUCUGUAGACGUUGACUGGCCCCCUGCUCUGGAUGACAACUAGCUUCUGAGUUUGGAAAUAAAAAGCAAGAUUUUUCUGACAUGAUAUGAACAUGAAUUCACCAUACACUGUAAAAUGACUGUUUACUCACCAGAACGGUGUCUUAGAACUUACUUGGAUCAUGUUGAUCUGUGUACUUCUAAAAUUUCUUAUAACAUCUCAGGAUCUGUAUGUGAAUAUUUUGUUAUAUUUUUCUAAGAAUGUCUUAUGGUUGUUCUUAUUUUCUUUCCAACUCCCAUAAGCUGAAGUAUAAAUAGUGAAGCAUUUUCUUUUAAAUUCUUUCACUUAGGGACUUACGCAAACAGGAUCAUUCUCUAAUAAUUUGAGAAGCUACAAUUUCUUUCAGCAGAAUUUCCCUCUACAAGAGGCACGCCACAUUUAAAAUCACGGGGUUUUAAUUUUUUCUCAGCUCUGGUUUAGUUUUACUGGGAACUGAACCUAGACCUUAUAGCCUUGGGCAUGAAAGCCAUUUUGCCUACCUAUUAUGCUAUCUCUCUGGCUCCAUAUUCUAAAAAUUUUUAAUUAUCUUAGUAAAAUUUUUAUCUAGAUUUACAUAGCAACCUGUCAUUUUCUAAUAUCCCAAACAUAAACUGGAUAUCAUUAAUAUUUUUCCAAUAAAUUUAAAGCAAGUUCUUUAAUAAAUUUUUAUCUGAUUUGUUAUAAAUCCUAUCACUUCAAGUUAUUUUUUUAUUGCUGUUAUUGUUACUUGUUUAUUUUACCAGAGUACUACUAGUGCUCGGGAUUGAACCUGGGACCUUUGAUACCUCAGGCAUGAUUUUUUUGCAUAACUAUGAAUCUAUCUCUACAGCCCUCAACUUACUAUUUUGACAAUCUAUAAUUUUAAGUAUAUUUCCUGUGGAGUGAAAGCAAAACCUUAGAAUUUGAGGCUUGCCAUGGUAAGAAACUUUCAUAACUCUUUUAUACGAGACACAAGUGCCUUCAAUAACUUCAAACCCAGGGAUAAGAUUUUGAAAAAUUGCAAUUGCUAUAGCACAGCUGAUAGUGCUUUAUUAUUCAGUUUUAAAUAUCAUCAGAUAAGUAAGAUAUUAGCAUGUCUAUUUUAUAAAUGUGGAAACCAAAGAAUAGAGGUUAAAUAACUUACCUAAAAUUGUUAUUUCCAUACUGGAAUGAAAACCUAAGUUUCCUAUUUAGAGUCCUUUCUAAUAAAUUCUUUUAUUGAGGACCUUCUAUGUGGAGGAGGCACCUAAGGAUGUCAACCAGGAGAACUGACUUUUGAAAAUUAGCUCCAAAAUCAAGGAACUUACCAAAAAAAUGAUAGUCUACAAUAUGGCAACCAUUUGCUCAUAAGGUAAAUAAUUGCUUGGUACUAUGAAGAGGAAAUACAUUAAAUAAGCUAAACCUAAA